UCGCAACGAGAGCACAAACGGAAGUAAAUACUCUAAGACGAGGCAGCCUCUAAAACGUGGAUGCUGCUCGAUUUUAAUAAAAUAAAAUCAGUCUCUAAUUUCAAAGUUAGUUAUUUUAAUGUGGAUAAAUAGCAUUCGCGAUCCAGGCAUUUCGAUAUUAAAUACAAGGUUGGGGGAAUCGCAUCGUGCGUAUUUUGGCCUGGAAAGACUAAUGCUAAGCUAACGCGUUCUCGCGGCUAACGGCACUUUUAGUAUCGGCGCGGUGCGCAGCAGCAGAACGCCAAAUCCGAGGCGAAAAGUUUUGCUGGUUCGUGACGGUUUUUCGUUGAUUUUGAGACGUAGCAUCGACUCAGCUAGCCUCGACUUUGGCCGUGGUGCAGGAGGUUGGGCUGAGUUUAAGAUGAUCAUUGAAAACCUCGAAGCUUUGAAAACAUGGCUGUAUGAAACCCUCGAGCCCAUAUGUGAUGCUGACCCUUCUGCCCUCGCCAAGUAUGUUGUUGCUCUGGUGAAGAAGGACAAAAGCGAAAAGGAACUGAAAGCCCUUUGUAUUGACCAGCUGGAUGUCUUUCUCCAAAAAGAUACCCAGCCGUUUGUGGAUAGGCUGUUCGAAGCCAUUAACAACAAAAGUUACCUCCCGCAGCCGGAGCAACCAGUGGUCAAAGCUGAGAAAGAGGAGCAAAAGAACGAUGAGGUUCAGCCAAAUCGAGAAGAAGAACGGGACAAAAAGUUUUCUCGGCGAGUGACUCACAGCCCUCCACCUUCGACCUCUCGCUACAGUAGAGACAGCAGAAGAGGAGAUGACCGUAAAAGAGACGACCGCUCGAGGAAGAGAGACUACGACCGCCUCCCACCAAGGAGGGACUCGUACCGCGACCGCUACAAUCGCCGAAGAGGCCGAAGCUACAGCCACAGCCGCAGUCGCAGCCGAAGCUGGAGCAAAGAGCGUCUCCGAGACCGCGACAGAGAGAGGGACAGGGAUCGCAGCAGGAGCCGGUCUCUCAGCAGAACUCGGUCCAGAACCAGGAGUCGAGAUCGCGAUUCAGGAAAGCCGAAGUAUGAUCACAACCGGGCCGACAGGUUGGAGAGCGGUGAUGUCUACGCACCAACGGCUCUCGUUUCCUCUGCGGCCACCUCGCACUUCCCAGUGCCGACGCUCAGCAGCACCAUUACUGUCAUUGCUCCCACCCAUCAUCACAGCAGCAACACCAACGAGAGCUGGUCGGACUUCCACCCGGAGCCCCUCGUGGACCGGGUCCUUUUCAACCGGGUGCCGCCCCCUCAACCCAGGAAGAGAUGCCGUGACUACGAUGAGAAGGGUUUCUGCAUGCGAGGGGACAUGUGUCCUUUCGACCACGGGAGUGAUCCGGUCGUAGUGGAGGACGUCAACCUGCCCAGCAUCUUGCCCUUCCAACCUCCACCGAUCCCAGUCGUGGACCAGCAGCCGCCUCCAGGACUUCCCCCUCCUCCGCCUCUCCUGAACCCCCCUCCUGUGAACCUUCGGCCCCCUGUGCCCCCUCCAGGUGUCCUCCCACCUAGUCUUCCACCUGUUGCAGGCCCUCCUCCUCUUCCUCCGCUGCAGCCCACCGGCAUGGAUGCUCCUCCCAACUCCAUCCCCAGCUCCGUUCCCACCAUCGUCACCUCCGGGAUUCGCUCGUCGCUUCCUCAGGCCUCGGUGCCGCUCUUCCCCCCCGGACACUACGACUCAGAUGUGUACAACCCGGAGGCUCCCAGCAUCACUAACACAGCCAGGCCCAUUUACCGCCACCGGGUCAACGCCCAGAGACCCAACCUGAUCGGCCUCACCAUGGGGGAGGUGGACCAGCCACCGAGAGACAAGAUUCCCAACAACAGCAUGAGGAUCGUCAUGGAGUCCGAACCCAGGAAGAGGCCCACCGCCCCCCACGACGUCGGCCUGCCACUUAAGAAGCCCUGGUUUCACAAACCCAGCUUCAACCAGACCAACCAUCAGGGCUUCCACAGGAGAACCCAGUUCUCCCCCAACGCAAAGCUGCUGGUUCGGCAGAUUCCCCCCGAGCUCAACAACAUCAGCAAACUCAACGAGCAUUUCAGCAAGUUCGGCACCAUCGUCAACCUGCAGGUGGCUUAUCAAAACAACCCGGAGGGAGCGUUGAUCCAGUUUGCAUCUCCUGAGGAGGCUAAGCGGGCCGUGCAGAGCACAGAAUCUGUUCUGAACAACCGCUUCAUCGAGGUCCACUGGUUCCGUGACAACAGGAGUGAUGGACCGGGUCAGUCCCGUCAGCCACAGCAGCAGCCUCAGCCGACUCCGCCUUCAGACACAUCUCUGAAGCAGUCUGUGAAGGACCGCCUCGGACCCCUGAUGCCCGCCAACCCUGAACCCCCCCAGGAUUCCAGCAGAGCCUCUCAGAACUCCUCAAAGGUGUCGGUGAAAGACCGUUUAGGUUUCUCUGCCAAACCUGCAGCUUCUGCUGAAACGUCGCAGGUGUUCUCCACAUCCACGGGCCUCACGAAGACCGUCUACAAUCCCGCUGCUCUGAAGUCGACCCAGAGGAGCCCAGAGGACGCCUUGAAGAAGAAACAGGAAGCCCUGAAACUUCAGCAGGACGUGAGGAGGAAGAAGCAGGAAAUAUUGGAGAAGCACAUUGAGACGCAGAAGCUCCUGAUCUCCAAGCUGGAGAAGAACAAGACCAUGAAGGCCGAGGAUAAAGCCAAGAUCAUGGAGACUUUGAGCGCGCUGACCAAGAGCAUCACCAAACUGCAGGAGGAGAUAAAGGGGCUCUCAAGCUGCAGCAACCUGCUACGAACGGCCAAGAGCAAGGCCCAGGCACAGAAGGAUCUGCUGGAUGCAGAGCUGGACCUGUAUCAGAAGACCCAGGCCGGAGAGGACACCGCUUUGCUGAAGAUCAAGUACACCAAGCUCCAGAUCGAGGCAGCUAAACGGGGACUCCUUUCACCGGGACGAGGCCGGGGACUCCACGGUCGAGGCCGCGGUGCACUCCGGACCCGGGGAAGGGGGUCCAGGGGUCGGGGGCGAGGUGUGCCACUGCACGUGGUCGUAGACCACCGACCUCGGGCGCUGGAGAUCACCGGCUUCAGCGACGCUGACUGUGUAGACCUGCUUCCACACUUUGCUCAAUUUGGAGAGAUUGAAGACUGCCAGAUGGAUGAAAGCAGCCUGACGGCGGUCGUCUCGUACAGGACGAGAGCCGAGGCCGAACUGGCGGCGCUGCACGGCUGCAGGUUAAACAACCAGACUUUACGCCUGGCCUGGCACAAACCCGCUCCCACCGUCAGGAAGACGGACCCCGAGGAGGAGGAGCCGCUGGAGGAGGAGUACCCGGAGGAGUCUCUGAGCGACGACGCCCUGCUGCAGGAUGAUGACGAGGAAGACGACGACAACGAGCCUCGCCCCUGGCGCAGAUGAAGCCGGCCGGGCGCUCUCUGCUGGUUACACCGGUGUGGACGUCGAGCAGCCAUCCUGCACCUCUACCCGGAGCUCGUUUAUGAAUAAACGAGGCACAUUUUGCUUUGGCUUUAGACUUUUGUUUUCUCUCUCUCUUCGUCUAACACGUGUAACACGCAGAAGGACUUUAGUUUCAUUUUAAAUUGUAAACCAGAUGCAAGAGUGCUGAACUUUUUAAUGCUCUUAACGUAGAAUUUAGUUUUUGUUGUCCUCAGAAUGCAAACCGUUUGUAUGAAGAUGUAAAAGUUGAUCACUCACAGAUUUUGUUUGACUCGGUUUAAAAAAAACACAAACUGUUGUUAUUAAAUUGUACAAAAAAAAUAAAGAAUUGAAAUGGUCUGAAAACAUCCUGCCAAAAACAAACCAAAAAAAGGUGCAAAAUUAAAAAAAGAUGGUGGCAGUAAAAAAAAAAAAA
Nematolebias whitei (Rio pearlfish) is the source of this 3857-nucleotide messenger RNA. It is a transcript of the gene rbm26, whose product is annotated as RNA binding motif protein 26. The transcript has 22 exons. Gene Ontology annotation, cellular component: nucleus. NCBI's taxonomy places the organism in Eukaryota, Metazoa, Chordata, Actinopteri, Cyprinodontiformes, Rivulidae. The record is from RefSeq and is a predicted model, not a curated record. Gene Ontology annotation, molecular function: RNA binding; metal ion binding. Gene Ontology annotation, biological process: mRNA processing. Bases 401 to 3403 code for a protein of 1000 amino acids.